AUGGAUGAAAAUUCCCCACUUAUACGUAAAAAUGAAAGCAACACCCCAAUUGAAAUGAAAGCAGUAUGUAAAUCUUCGGUUCCGUUGAUCAUUACAUUCUUCUUACAAUACUCACUCACAGUAGUGUCUAUAUUUUCGGUUGGUCAUAUUGGCAAAACUGAGCUUGCGGCUGUCUCAUUGGCCAUCAUGACUUUUAAUGUAACAGUAUCGAUUUUCAAUGGUAUGGCAACUUGUCUCGAUACAUUUUGUGCUCAAGCAUACGGAGCUAAGAAAUAUCACUUGGUUGGGCUCUAUUUCCAAAAGUGUGCUGCAAUGCUACUCGUGAUGUCUAUUCCUAUUAUUGUGUUAUGGUGUUUUAGUGGAAGUAUACUCUCUUUAGUUGUCGAAGAAAAAGAGCUAGCUUACUUGGCUCAGAGAUACCUUAGAGUUAUUUCAAUGGGUUCCCCAGGUUAUAUAUUCUUUGAAACAGGUAAAAGGUUUCUACAAGCACAGGGAUUAUUUAAUGCAGGUCAAUACUGUUUAUUCAUAGUUGCUCCUAUUAAUGUUCUUCUUAAUUAUGUACUUGUGUGGGAUAAAACUAUUGGCAUUGGCUUCAUUGGGGCUCCUAUUGCUACUGCUAUCUCAUACUGGCUCAUGAGUGGAUUACUCUUGUGUUACGUUCUCUUUGUUGAUGGGAAAAGGUGCUGGGAUGGUUUAGAAAUCAAAAAGUCAUUCCAAGGAUGGGGUCCCAUGAUGAAGCUAGCUCUUAACGGCACCGCGAUGUUGCUCUCAGAAUUUAUAGCCUUUGAAAUCUUAACAUUAGCAGCUGCAAGGUUCGGAACUGCAUCUUUGGCUGCUCAAUCUAUAGUUUCGACAAUGGCAACUCUAUUCUUCCAGGUUCCCUUCGGAGUAUCCGUUGCAGUAUCUACAAGAAUGGGAAACCACAUAGGUGGAGAGAGGAUUGAUGCGGCACAGAUAGUGAAUAAGGUUGCAGUUCUCUUUGCUGCUAUUUUAGGUGUGGUGGAUUGCUUGAUCUUAGUCUGUGGCAAGUCUUUGAUUGCAAAUCUGUUUACCAGCGACAGAGAAGUGACCCGGAUUGCAGAGAAAAUUAUAGUCAUCCUUGGAAUUAAUCAAUUGUAUGACUGUGCAAAUAUACUAUUCGCAGGAUGUCUCAGAGGGCAAGGUAGACAACAAAUUGGUAGCAAAUUAAACUUAAUUGCCUACUAUAUCCUUGCUGUUCCAUUAGGGCUCACAUUUGCGUUCGUUCUCAAAAUGGAAUUAGUUGGCCUUUGGGCUGGUCUAGGUGUGGGCAUUUUCACUUUGGCUGUAUCUGAGGCAUACUUUGUUUUCUCCUCAAAUUGGGAUACCAUUGCUUUGGAUUCUAAAGCAAGAAACAGUAUCCAUUGA
Molecule: messenger RNA, 1386 nt
Organism: Dujonia railenensis
Lineage: Eukaryota; Fungi; Ascomycota; Pichiomycetes; Serinales; Debaryomycetaceae
Source: the annotation of a GenBank genome assembly